UUUCCGCGAAUUACAAAGAAAUUAUUUUUGGAGUAAAUUUUCUCUCUUCAACUAUUUCUAGGUAUAAUUUUGUCUUUUUUUUCCCUUUAAAUAAAAAAAAGUUUUUGUACCUAUAUUCGUUAUGUGUGCGCAUGUUCAAUUUUUUAAGAAAUAGAUUUAUCGCAAUCGCUGCUUCCUCUAAUUAUUUUGGAGGUGAAGAAAGACUAGUAGAAGUAAUUCAACAGCAAAAACAACAGAAGAGACAUUUGGUCCCACCUACUUCCGGUGUUAAUAAAAAAGAAGAAGAAAAGAGUGUGGAAAGUGUUUCUUCUUCUAACUCGUAUCAACAACAAAAACAACAAAAAUUAAAUAAAAUGACAGAAAUAAAUACUUCAAUUGACUCUAAUUUAAUGGAUGAAAAAUAUUUUUUAAACAAAUUUGAUGAAUACGAGAAGGAAGAUAGUUGGGAUAAAGUUUUCUCGAAAGUAAACUCAGAAUCAGACAGUCAAGCAAAAAAGUUGAGUUUAUGUUGCAAUCUUUCAAACAAUUUUCAUGAAAAGAAUAGAUACAGAAAUGUGUUGCCUUAUGACCAAAACAGGAUAAAGCUUCAAAGCGCUUCUUCAGAGCACGAAGCUUAUAUUAAUGCCUCUCCGUUGGAGUUACCUUUCGCUAAGCGAAAUUAUAUAUUGACUCAAGGACCUUUGCCAAACACUACGGGAGAUUUUUGGCAAAUGAUUUAUGAACAGAACGUUUCAAUUUGUAUUAUGCUCAGUAAAGUUAUGGAAAAGAGCUUUGUCAAGUGUCACUCAUAUUUUCCUCACAAAGACUCCCCCAAAUCAAAAUUUGACCGUUUUGAAUGUCUACUUGAACAUGAAGAAAUUCGCCCAAAUUAUAUUAUUCGUCGAAUUUGUUUGAAACCUUUAGACUCUUUUAAACAAAAUAAGAAGGCAGCAACAAAUAAUUUUGUGACCCCAAGUAAUUCACCUACAAAAUCUGUUGGAAGUGAUGAAAGUGGUGGGGAUGGAGGUGAAAAUAUUGGAACGACUAAUUUGGAUAAUAGUGAAGAUAAAUCGAGGAUAAUUCAUCAUUUUCAGUUUACAACCUGGCCAGACUUUGGUGUUCCAGAAGACACAGACCAAUUUUUAGAAUUUUUGGAAGAAGUUAGACGAACUCGUGAAAUGAUAUUGACUACUCCUAAUCAAAAGGAAAUUAUUUCGUUGGAAGCUGAAGGUUCUUCUCAAUCAAACAAUCCACCAAUUGUUUGUCAUUGCAGUGCAGGAAUUGGAAGAACUGGAACAUUUGUAAUUGUUGACAGUGUCCUGAGCAUGAUUGAAAUGAAUCGAAUUAAUAAACAAAAUUUGCCGAAUUUGGAGAAUAAUAAUGGAGCCACAAACAACAACAGCCAAAUUUUGACUUUAAAUAAAGAAGAAGGUGCAAAACAAUCACAAAAACACAAACAAAAUUUAAAUUCUUUAGAAUCUUUAGUUGUUUUUAUACGAAAGCAUCGAAUGGGUUUAAUUCAAACACCUCAACAACUUCGAUUUUGUUGGAAAACGAUUGUUGAUUGGAUAAACAAACAGCAAAAACCACAACAACAAUUUCCAUUAUCUCCAAAAUCACCACUACCUACAGCUACAACAACUACAUCUCCACCGCCAAAUAAUGGACGUUCUUCCUUUUCUCCACCAUCAUCGUUUAAAAAUAAUUUUUCUCCUCCUCAACCAACAUCUCCAUUACUUCCUUCUUUAAUACAUGGAUCAACCACCACCACAAACACAACAACUUUAUUAAAUAUUACAACAACAAUAUCAUCAUCUUCACCAUUAUCUUCACCUUUACAUCAACAACAACAGCCAACAUUAAUUACAAGUACAACAACAACAACUCCAACAAAAUCUCCAACAAAAAAUUCUUCUUUAAUUUCUCCCAAAAACAAUCAAAAAGAAGUUGUUAAAGAAGACAAUGAAGAUGGAGAGGAUGACGAUGAAAGAAUGAGUACAAGUACAAGUCGUGGUGGUUCUUCUUCACACCUCAGUUUGGUAUUAUCCUCUUCUGAUAAUUUUAUGUAUUAA
Messenger RNA from Meloidogyne enterolobii, 2051 nucleotides. NCBI's taxonomy places the organism in Eukaryota, Metazoa, Nematoda, Chromadorea, Rhabditida, Meloidogynidae. The record is from the annotation of a GenBank genome assembly.